AUGGCACCGCAGACGUGGAGAUGGCGGCUAUCUAUGCCCACCACCCUUGCCAUUAGUGGAAGUUUAAUACUCAUUCUCAUAUUGCUUUCAACGUCGUGGUCCUCGUCUGCCAGCGGCCAAAUAACCAAGAUCGCCAACAACUUUGGCCAUGGAGACACUGCCGCUGCUGAUUCGAGUCAGCAGUCCAGCUCGCACUUGAUAGACGAUGUCUAUAAUAGUACUCUCGGCUUCGAAAAGAUAUUCGUCGUCGGACUACCUACACGAACCGAUCGGCGCGACAGCAUGAUACUGGCCGCCGCGCUGAGCAACAUCGAGAUUGAGUUUAUCGAUGGCUUGUUGGGCGAAACCGUGCCCGACAAGGCGAUACCAGCUGGGCCGGAAUACACCAGGCUGCCCGAGCCGGUGAUAGGCUCAUGGCGCGGGCAUAUGAACGCCAUCCAGGAAAUCGUCAAGAGGAACCUGACGUCGGCGCUCAUCAUCGAGGACGACGCGGACUGGGACAUCAGCAUCAAGGAUCAGAUGCGCGACCUGGCUCUGGCGUCCCACGCCCUGACGCAGCCUCUGGAGGGCUCCGGCAAGUACGCCGAUCCGACGUACCCCCACCCCCAGGAGAACCAGCUCGAGAUGGUGCACAAUAUUCCUUUCAAGAAGCGCCAGCCGACCGAGCCGCCCAAGGUCUCCCCGUACGGCGACCACUGGAACCUCAUGUGGACGGGCCACUGCGGCAUGCACUUCCCCUGGAGCAAGCUCGCGCCUCGGGCGCGGGUCGUGCAGAACGACGUCACCGUCCCGCAGCACAGGUACAUCGAGGGCGCCCCGGACCUGAAGGAGCAGUACCCGGAGCACGCGCGCGUGUACCACCACGUGCAGGAGGGCAUCUGCUCGCUCGGCUACGCCGUGACGCAGAACACGGCCCGGCAGAUGGUGUACGAGAUGGGCAUGAAGCCGUUCAACACGGCCUUUGAUAUCCUGCUGCUGUGGUUCUGCGACGGCGCCGAGAAGGAGGGCCGGUCAUACCACGAUUGCCUGUCGAUGCAGCCCUCCCUGUUUCAGCAUCACAGGCCGGCUGGCUCGAGGGCCGCCGAGAGCGACAUCUCUCCGCAUGGAGACGGCUACGUCAACGAAGCCCACACGACUGUAGUGCGACACAGCGUGCGUAUGAACGCCGAGGAGAUAAUGAGGGGAGGAACCAACUUCAAAGAUCAAUACCCAGAUGUGGACUAA
This is a messenger RNA of Truncatella angustata, 1224 nucleotides long. RefSeq lists its product as uncharacterized. The transcript has 2 exons. The coding region runs from base 1 to 1224 and encodes 407 amino acids. Lineage: Eukaryota; Fungi; Ascomycota; Sordariomycetes; Amphisphaeriales; Sporocadaceae. The record is from RefSeq and is a predicted model, not a curated record.